GAGUGUUAGCAUAGUCCCGGGUAGUUUGUCUGUCUUCCUAUUUUUCCCAGACAAUUCGCUCCUUCUGCAUUCCGCUGUGCUUCACGACUAUGCCUCCGGUUCGAACAUCCCGUAAUCGCAAGCCACCUCCAGCAGGUUUCGAUGAUGUUGAAGAUACCUUGCUCGAAUUCAGCAACAAGAUGAAAGACGCGGAAAAUGCGUCGCACGAUGGAAAAAAGAAGCAUGAGAUGCUGUGGCCCAUUUUUCAGAUAAGCCAUCAAAGGUCUCGCUACAUUUACGACCUGUACUACGAGAAAGAAGCCAUUUCGAAACAGCUGUACGAUUGGCUCCUGAAGAACAACUAUGCCGAUGCGAAUCUGAUUGCCAAGUGGAAAAAGCAGGGUUACGAGAAGCUAUGUUGCCUCCGCUGCAUACAGACAAAAGAAACGAACUUCAAUGCCACCUGCAUCUGCAGGGUACCAAAAGCGCAACUGAAAGAGGAGCAAACGAUUCAAUGUGUCGGGUGCGGCUGUCGAGGCUGUGCCAGCAGCGACUAGACUCAUGCCUUCAGAGAUGCAAAUGUCAGCCAGCAACUCUCGAGUGUGCAGUCUGUCGCUUCGCUUGCUCGAAGAGAUAGAAUGCUUAAGGGGACGAGGCUUCGGUUCGGCGUUUGGGAGGAUUGGUUUUCUGCUGUCUAUUCGAAUUUAAGCUUUUCCACUGUUGCUGUCUAAUCUGCCUGGGCUUGGAUAGGUUUUCGACCUUGUGUUUGUACCUGUUUCCCCAUUUAGCUCUCCUUCCAUAAUCAUCAUGAUACCCACUACAG
This is a messenger RNA of Aspergillus saccharolyticus JOP 1030-1, 802 nucleotides long. Its product is annotated as BUD31 family protein. The record is from RefSeq and is a predicted model, not a curated record. Gene Ontology annotation, cellular component: nucleus; spliceosomal complex. NCBI's taxonomy places the organism in Eukaryota, Fungi, Ascomycota, Eurotiomycetes, Eurotiales, Aspergillaceae. Gene Ontology annotation, biological process: mRNA splicing, via spliceosome. The transcript is spliced from 3 exons. The coding region runs from base 90 to 536 and encodes 148 amino acids.